CGACUUAAUACAGUACAGUAUUACCUGAUCAAAGAGCUGGCCUACCGCAUGGGUAGUUGCUAAAUACAACGGGUUUUGUGGCGUGUUGGCAUGUAUUUUCAGUUAUUAGUGAGUCAGUUACCGAGUUUUUGAGGUAACCGUCUAAGCAGUAGUGCAAGUUCAUAGACGUCUACAUUUGGUUGCUCAACUUAAAAAGGGAACUUGAAGGGAUUUUAUAAAAUUAUGGCUGAGGAAAAUGUGGAAACGACAAAAGAAACUCCAGCAAGAAGCAGAGCAGAACGACGACAGCAGUGGUGGUCUGCGAGAAAAAAGGAAGAUGCUGUAGCCAUAGACGAAUCAACUGAAGUUAAUGUAGAAAAAAAUAAGAAAAAGAAGAAACAUAAGCAAGCUGAUCUUAAGAAAAAGCAUAAGCAUUACUGUCUUUUUGUCGGCAAUUUAUCAUACGAUAUAACAAAAGAAGAAAUUGAGAAGCAUUUCCUACCAGCGGGCACUGUGAAGGCUGUCAGGCUGGUUACUGACGUGAAGACUAACAAAUCACGAGGAUUCGCUUAUGUAGAGUUCAAUACAUCAGGUGACUUCAUGAAUGCGCUCAGUCUUCACCACACAGAGUUGAAUGGAAGAAAAAUCAAUGUGGAAAUGACAAUGCCUGGCAAGGGAACAAGUCAGAUGAGGAAGGAAAGACUGAAAUGGAAAAAUAAAUCCAUGGAUAGAUUCCGACGGAAAAGGACACAUGGAAAAUCUGGUCAUGGCAAUAGAUAGAUAAAUGGGACAGUUGUUAUUGUGAACUCUUACUCUCCCUCACAAUAGAGGUUUGCGAAUGGAUUACAGCCCAUCGUUGUCCGCCAUUGUAUGGCUUUGUAAUUCUCAGAAAAAUUCUUGUGAGAUCAACUUGUAAGGUGUUGGAAUGUAGCAUUGCUAUUUCUUGUACCUUGAAGUUUAAUACCAAAAAUUUUGGUAAUCUGACAGGAAGAAGGUGGAGCCGCCUCCUUGAAGGACAAGCUGAUUGAUCUCCAAAAUAUGGAGGUGGUAAUUUAAAGAUAUAAUUUGCUAUAGGAGGCUAACAACAGUGGAUCCAGGGGCUUGAAAAUAGGGGUUAGAAGAAGAAUUGACUGGUUUAGCGCAAAUUUGUAGUUUGACAUUGUAACAAAGUUGAUUUGUAAUUUAGGCAGUCAGAGAUUAAACAUUUCAUUUUCCGGGGACAAUACAUCUUUAAAGGAAAUUCACAAUUUUUGAGUUUAAACAUAUGAAGAUAGGAUGUACCUAUCCAUUACAUCCGUUUAUAGCAGUAAAAUAUAUUAUAACGGUAUAUUAAUUAAUGUGAGCCUAAGUUAGGAACUCUGUUAGAAACCACAUUUCUGUAGUGAAAUUCAUCAUUAUAAAAUCUGUAUAGACCAUUUUAUCGAUUUUGAAACAGUGCCGCCAAUGUCUCGCAACUCAAUGGGGGACUUCCAGCGACUUAGCCUAGCCUGAGCAGAUAGCUAGUGUCAAAUAGAGCGCCGCGCGCACACUGUUAACAUAGCACAAAGUAUGUAGGCCUCUGGAAGUCCCCCCGGGUUAUCGGAAACUUUCAUUUCAAAUUUCAUGAAAAUUGUCCUGUAUCAUCAAAAAUUAAAUUAAGCCCAGUCCAGAAUAUCAAAUUUUAUUUGACAAAAACAUGACAUGCCUGUAUGUGGUCAUAACGACAUCACGCCAUGAGCAUUUAGGCACAUCAUGACUAUAUAUGGGCAUACAACAGUUUUUUUGUUUAAGAACAUUUGAUAAGCUGGGCAGAGCUUUACAAUUUGUCACACUUUGAAAUUUAAUUUCUCAUUUGAUGCUUUUUAAAUGAGCUGUUCAUUAUUGGAAACAGAACAAUAAUGUAAAUUGUACUGUGAGAGUGGUGGUAAUUUGGAGCUUUCAGUGUUGAGGACGGGGGUUACAACCUUUUGCUAUGCAUUGUGCUGGUGUUCUUGGGUAAAGAGCUGUCCAGGUUAUCAAAUUGUCCUUGACAAAAAACUUUUGUAUGGCCAUAUACUAAUGAUGUGCUUAUAUAUUAUAUGGUCAUUAGAAUUUGAGUCUAGUUUUUCUGCAAAAACAGAACCGAGAAUGUGUUCCAUGGGCAUUUGAUCCAAUGGCCAGGGUAUUAAUGUGAAGCACAGAAGAGUUGUUGCCAUGUUUGCUGUAUUAUCUGUGUCAUCAUUGUCAUUUAAGACUCAGCAAUUGGAGUUAUAUUAGAUAUGAGAAUAUUAUGAGCUCUUAGGAUUAUACAUUAGUAACUCGCAUCAAUGAUUUUUAUCUUUGAUGAUAAAUGUGUAGGAAAAUACAUAAUGUAUUUUCUUUAAUUUAUCUGAAUAAGAAAAAAAAUAAAUUCAUGAAGAUACUGUAAACAUUUUUAGUUGCAAUUAUUUUUUUUAUGAUUAGGUUCAACGCUAGCCUCAAAGCGCAAGCUUGGAGGUUUAGUAGUUCACACCAGGUUUGUUAUCUGGAGGUUGUGGAUUUGAUUCCCAUCUGAUUCACUUGCAAGGAUAAUAUUAUUUGGGAACAUACCUAGCAUUCUGUGUAACAUGUCAAGUAGAGCAAAAUGUCAUUCGUACAACCUUAGAGAGCCAACAUUGAAACUAGAAUGGAGAAUUACAAACUACUGUACCAAUUAACCUCUGGACUGCAAAUUCUCUAUCAGAUUUUUUUAAAACAAACUUAAUUGAAGCAAGGUUUUUAAUUAAUAAUCCCUGAUGGUCGUAACAAAUUAAUUUUAUUUUUAUUAAGAAAUGUUGAUAUUGGGUGCAAAGACACUGUGCCAUGAAUGUUCCCUUGGAAUGAAUACCAGCGCGCUACAAAUGCUUGAUAUUGUAUUAUUGCAUUUGCAUUGUUGAUCAAUGUUGACAAAUUCAACACGCACGUCUAACUAGUAUAUUAAUCGUCAAUACUGUAUUCCCUCGAGACAAAUACGCCCUAGCCAGUAAGCACCCUCAAGAAAAAUCAAGGUUGUGUUGAAAUGUAGAGAGCAAGGUUUAAAUUUGUAUGUGUGAAUGUAGUGACCUCAGUAGAAGUUUACCAGAUUGACUUGCAAUUUAGCAACCACUCGCACAUCAUUUUGUUCGAGUUUUAGUAAUCCUUUUGCAACAGUACCAACAUUUUACUGGUUCCUUGGAUCUUGCAUCAAUCUAAUCCAAUCAGAAAAUUUUUAAAGCGCCUUUCUUUGCAGAUACGUAAUGCUGCACCCCACAUACUUAGGCAUCUCACAACCCACAGGCAGCUGUGAUCAUUGCCUAAA
This is a messenger RNA of Anneissia japonica, 3253 nucleotides long. RefSeq lists its product as uncharacterized. The transcript is spliced from 7 exons. Gene Ontology annotation, molecular function: RNA binding. The record is from RefSeq and is a predicted model, not a curated record. Lineage: Eukaryota; Metazoa; Echinodermata; Crinoidea; Comatulida; Comatulidae. Bases 223 to 759 code for a protein of 178 amino acids.